This is a messenger RNA of Arabidopsis arenosa, 1123 nucleotides long. NCBI's taxonomy places the organism in Eukaryota, Viridiplantae, Streptophyta, Magnoliopsida, Brassicales, Brassicaceae. The record is from the annotation of a GenBank genome assembly.
GGCUAGUCGCCGAGACUUUCACGUCGGAAAGAGUGACACGCGCGUGGCGAGCGAUGGGAGAAGAAGAAGCGCGUAGUUGGAUUCGCGGAGACGAAACGGCGAAGCAGAUGUUAUCAAGGGUUCUUAAAGACCGUGCAUUCAUGCUUCUUCCGCCACUUCACCGUGUACCUUUACGCGCCGGGAACGUAGUCGAGAUCACCGGCGCAUCUCCGUCUGCGAAAACUCAGAUCCUGAUUCAAGCUGCGAUCAGUUGCAUUCUUCCUAAAACGUGGAACGGCAUUCACUAUGGAGGAUUAGGGAAACUGGUUUUGUUUCUCGAUUUGGAUUGUCGCUUCGAUGUUCUCCGGUUAUCUCAAAUGCUCAAGCAUCGUCUUCUUCAAGCUAACCGGUUAGGAAAUGGAGCAUGGUGGCAACUUGAAGAGUCAAAUGUUAAGAGUUGCAAAGCUGCACAAGAGAAGUCAAAGACUGUGUUUGAUGAGGAGUUAUAUGUUUCAUGCAUGAAAAGGUUUCUGUAUGUUCGUUGCUAUGAUAGUCUUGAACUUUUGUCCAGUCUCAAGACAUUGCAUUACCGGAUCCGACAACAAGAAGCCUGUGGAAGUCAAGUCGGAGUGCUUAUGAUUGACAGCAUUGGUGCUUUCCACUGGACUGAUCGUCUAUCAUCAUCAUUGGCACUGGAGACACAUAACAGGAAAAGUCUGUCCCUUACGAAUGUGGUGGAGACGAUAGUGCAAGAGUUGAAGAAGCUCCUACAGGUGCAUUCGCUGGUAGUACUUGCCACUAAGGCUACAAUUUACGAAGAAAAGUACCCAGCACUUGAGAAUAAUCGAAAGUUCUCCUCAAACGACGAUUAUUCAGGGAAUGCUGCAAUUAAAGCUCAGCAACCUCUAAUUCGUGAAUUCAUGCCUUCUUCUUGGCAGGUCAUUUUCUGAUGUGAACCCUUAGAGCCUCUUCUUGGAAUGCUUUGUAGAUCAUUUUUGACAAUCAUUUCAGGAUUUACAAAAUUUAAUCGAUUAUUUCAAAGGAUGAUUCUUUCUCACUACCCUUCUUUGUGGUCAUUGCAGGCAUUUGUAACACAUAAGAUAAUUAUACGAAAAUCAGGUUAGAAUAAAUUUUCUCGGUUUUU